CGCGGCGGGCGGACAUGGAGGCUUCGGGGCCUUCCCAGCCCCAACCGAGUGGCUGUUCCCAGCCGCCCCAACUCCCGCGGGCGGAAAAGCGCCAAAGCCGCCCGGGGCCCCUCGCCUCCUCCAGCUUCGCUCUCCGGCCGCCCCCGCCCCUUCCCGCCUGCAGCCCGCUCUUUGUCUCCCGGCUCCGGGCCUCCCCGCCGCGCGCCCCCCGCGUCGCUCCUUCCCGCGGGGAAGCCCGCAGACUCCGCACUCUGCGCAACCGCCCGCCAGGCGGGGGCCCGGGUGUCCGGCCGGGCCUGACAGGCGGGGGCGGGGUGGGGCGGGGAGGUGGCUCUCUCUCUCUACCCCCCUUCUCUCUCUCCCCCCUUCUCUCUCCCCCCUCCCCCUUCUCUCUCCACCCCCCCAUCUCUCUCUCUCUCUCUCUCUCUCUCUCUCUCUCUCUCUCUCACACACACACACACACUCACUCACUCACUCACUCACGCACAGAGCAUCCUCCCGUCAGGUCUCCCGGUCCAGCCCCGCCCGCACCUCCUGCUCCUUGCAACCCUCUCCUUCUCUCCCCACCUCCACCCCUCAGCGCCCCAGUACCCUACUCGUCUCCCUCACACCCCCAGCCCCAGGAUGGAGCCGAUCGAGCCCGCCCGGAGCCCCCCGCGGCCGGGGUGACGGCCCCCCUCCUCUCUCCCGCCUGGCCCCCCGCCCCGAGCACCAUGGGCCUGCGGGGGUCCUGAGGUGCCGGACACUGAAGAUGACUGAUGCUGGAGCUCUUUGGAGUCAUGGCUUCUUCAAAGCUCCGAGAACCUGCGGAUGAGGUAUUUGACCUGGACUUGGCUGUGCCAGAGACUGUCAGGCUGGACAGCAGUCUACACAAGGCCCGGGCCCAACUACUGGCCAAGGGCCGGAGACAUCGGCCCUCCCGCUCGAGGCUUCGGGACAGUGCCAGUUCUGCAGAGGAUGGUGAAGGCUCUGAUGGCCCUGGAGGCAAGGUGACGGACGGCUGCGGGAGCCCCCUGCACCGAUUGCGUUCACCUUUGCACUCGGGUCCUGGGUCCCCGGCCGGAGGCUCUUUCUGCCUGGAGCCUCCAGGGUUGCGGCGCAGCGUGGACGAAGACGAGCCACCGCCCUCGCCGCUCACACGCUACCGACCCCUGCACAAUGCCGCCUCGCACGAAGGCCUGGCCGCUGCAUCCCGCUCGCCGCCGCGCUCCGCGCCCUCCUCCGACAGCUCCCCCAGCUUCGUGCGCCGCUACCCGCGCGCUGAGCCACACAGCGAAGAUGACAGCCGGGAUGCCAGCCCCCCAGAACCUGCCAGCCCCACUAUCGGCCUGGAUAAGAAGACUCGCCGCAAGUUCCUGGACCUGGGGGUCACCUUGCGCCGAGCAUCCACAAGCAAGAGCCGGAAGGAGAAAGGCAGUAACCGCCUGUCCAUGGGUAGCAGGGAGUCGGUGGAAGGGUCUGGCAGGUCAGGGGGCUCCCCGUUCUUGCCCUUCUCCUGGUUCACAGACAGUGGCAAGGGCUCGGCAUCCUCUGGCAGCACCACGUCCCCUGCCUGUUCCCCCAAACAUGAGGGUUUUAGCCCUAAGAAGUCAGCUUCUCAGGAAUCCACCCUGAGUGAUGACUCCACAACCCCCAGCAGCAGCCCCAAGAUCCCCACAGGACCCCGGCAGGAGUCCAAGUGUUCCUACCCCUACCACACACUGUCCCAGUCUUCGGAUGAGUUCCUGGAUGAGCCUCUCCCCACUGUUCACCACUGGACCAGCCAGCAGGUGGGGCAGUGGCUGCACAGCCUCAACCUGGAGCAGUACGCUGAGGAGUUUGCGGCACACCAGGUGGAUGGGCCACAGCUCCUGCAGCUGGAUGGAAACAAGCUGAAGAGUCUGGGGCUCAGCAACUCCCAUGACCGGGCACUGGUGAAGCGGAAGCUGAAGGAACUGGCAGCAGCCGCUGAGAAGGAGCGCAAGGCUCAGGAGAAGGCUGCGCGACAGCGUGAGAAGCUUCGGCGCCGGGAGCAGGAGGCCAAGAAGAGCUAGGGAGGUGGGCAGGCACGGCAGCCAGCUCUUGGGCACAGGCCUCACUGGGAAGGUGGGGGUGCACUCACACGCCCUGUCUCCUCUUGUCACAGGUCUGCCAGAGAGGGAAAGCCCAGGGGGAGGAUGCAGUAAUAAAUCCAUUUCAAGGACUCCAUUGGCACAGAGUUCCUGGGGGAGGUAGCAGAUUCUGGGCCAAGAGUGCAGAGGUGCUAGAUCAGCCUGACCCCCUGCCCUUGGGCCACACCUGUGGGUAAAGAGGCCCUAAGCAGGGGCCUCACAAAAGCAGGUGGGUCGAGCAGUGUCUCCACUCCCCAGGCGGCUGUGUAGGGAGCACCCUUCUCCCCCAGGAGGCUGUGGACACAUGGCACGUUGCACUCAGGGUAGAUGAUGCCCAGUCACACUUCCCAUCAGGAGAGUGGCAAAGGCAGCAGGUCCUUGCAGGGACUCUGGGAGAAGGAAGGACGAUGGAGACUUUUCUCCUUCCCUAUCCUGUGGGCCCCAGCAGAGAAAUUAUAUCUCUGCAGCUCUGCCUGUGGGAGGCCUAAUCCCUCCCCCCAACUUCUGUUCUGCCGGAGCUUUCCUGACCCCUCACGUGGGGAAGCAGGGAACUUGGGGGCCAAGGUACACCCCUUACCAGUGCCAAGGUGAUGAAUCCUUUCCCUGGCCAAACAGAGGUAGGAUCUGAAAAGCCCCCUGGGAGCCACUAGAUCAAAGUUGUAGGCUUUCCUACCCCAACCCUGGUCCCUGUUGGGGUCCCCACAGGCUCCAGAACUAUAGACAGUGAAGACUUUAUGUCACUGGGCCAGAGGAGGAGUGUCCCCAGCCCUGUGUAGGGCUGGGGUCUCCCGGGCAGCUGAUGUGCCAUCUGCUCUUAUAGGCAGAGAAUGUUCAGGUAUGGAGUGGGGUGGCAGCUUGCCCAGCUUCUGGGGCACUAGCCUGAGGUACCAAAGGGGCUAUGGCCCUUGCACUAGAUGCCUCUACCUCCUCCCACCUGCCUGGAACUGUGGACAGGACCCAAUGCAUGCUGACUCCUAUUCCUGUCCGGGGGUGUGGCCCUGCCCUCCCCACUGCUGCCUAUGCUGGGAGAAGGGUCUCUGAGGGAAACUGAGGUAUGGGGGGUACUGGUACCACCUCAAUGCUGUGCAGGAGCUGACGGGAAGGUUGGAAGGUACCCAGGUCAAUAUGUGGGGAGCUAUCUGGGUGCCCACCUGCAUGUGAAGGGGGGAGGCAGUGAUAGAUUUAUUUCAAUAAACACUUAUGACAUGCCAGUGA
This is a messenger RNA of Erinaceus europaeus (western European hedgehog), 3305 nucleotides long. It is a transcript of the gene SAMD14, whose product is annotated as sterile alpha motif domain containing 14. Gene Ontology annotation, molecular function: actin filament binding. The record is from RefSeq and is a predicted model, not a curated record. Gene Ontology annotation, biological process: calcium-mediated signaling; actin filament organization; neuron projection development. The transcript has 10 exons. Gene Ontology annotation, cellular component: actin cytoskeleton; dendrite; cytoplasm. Bases 759 to 2033 code for a protein of 424 amino acids. Lineage: Eukaryota; Metazoa; Chordata; Mammalia; Eulipotyphla; Erinaceidae.